Molecule: messenger RNA, 3644 nt
Organism: Chelonia mydas (Green sea turtle)
Lineage: Eukaryota; Metazoa; Chordata; Testudines; Cheloniidae
Gene: ACTN1
Product: actinin alpha 1
Exons: 21
Coding region: 334-3012 (892 amino acids)
Biological process (GO): actin cytoskeleton organization; muscle cell development
Cellular component (GO): cell junction; cell projection; stress fiber
Molecular function (GO): actin filament binding; calcium ion binding
Source: RefSeq, a predicted model, not a curated record
ACACAAGGGGGUCUCAAUGAGAGUGAUGGUAGCCUCGGAAAAUGGACUGCUGGCAACUCCACCUAGCCAAUGAGAUUAACUAGGAGGCAGGGCUCUUUCCCCCGCCGCCCCCUUCCCUUCUGUGCGUGCGAAGACUAGGUUGCGCUCUGGUGUAAGCGGAGCUGCCGCGCGCCGCCACCUCCCCCCUGUCUCUCUCUCUCUCUCUCUCUCUCUCUGUGCUCCGCUGUAGCUGUCCUUCAGCAGGGCGCUCUCGAGACCGCCGGGGAGCGCGAGCUGUGGCGGCAGCAGCCGGGGAGGAAAAACAAAAGCAGACCGAAGGGGACACGCACAGCCAUGGAUUACUAUGACUCUCAGCAAACCAAUGACUACAUGCAGCCGGAGGAGGACUGGGACAGGGACAUGCUUUUGGAUCCAGCUUGGGAAAAACAGCAGAGAAAGACAUUCACAGCAUGGUGUAACUCUCACCUCCGCAAGGCCGGCACACAGAUUGAGAACAUAGAGGAAGAUUUCAGGGAUGGUCUUAAACUCAUGUUACUUCUGGAAGUCAUUUCAGGUGAACGUUUGGCUAAGCCUGAAAGAGGCAAAAUGCGAGUGCACAAAAUCUCCAAUGUGAACAAGGCCCUGGAUUUCAUUGCUAGCAAAGGAGUGAAGCUGGUGUCUAUUGGAGCAGAAGAAAUUGUGGAUGGAAAUGUUAAAAUGACACUUGGAAUGAUCUGGACCAUCAUCCUUCGCUUUGCCAUUCAGGAUAUCUCUGUGGAAGAGACAUCUGCUAAGGAAGGGCUUUUGUUAUGGUGUCAGAGGAAGACAGCUCCCUACAAAAAUGUGAACAUCCAGAAUUUCCAUAUCAGCUGGAAGGAUGGCCUUGGCUUCUGUGCUUUGAUUCACAGACAUCGCCCAGAGCUCAUCGACUAUGGGAAGCUGCGAAAGGAUGAUCCUCUUACUAACCUAAACACAGCCUUCGACGUGGCUGAGAAGUAUCUGGACAUCCCCAAGAUGUUGGAUGCAGAAGACAUUGUUGGAACUGCCCGCCCUGACGAGAAAGCCAUCAUGACCUAUGUUUCUAGCUUCUACCACGCCUUCUCAGGAGCCCAGAAGGCGGAGACAGCAGCCAAUCGUAUCUGUAAGGUGUUGGCAGUCAAUCAGGAGAAUGAACAGCUCAUGGAAGACUAUGAAAAGCUGGCCAGUGAUCUGCUGGAAUGGAUCCGCCGCACCAUUCCUUGGCUGGAGAAUCGGGCGCCUGAGAACACUAUGCAAGCCAUGCAGCAGAAACUGGAGGACUUCCGGGACUACCGCCGCCUGCACAAGCCCCCCAAGGUCCAGGAGAAGUGCCAGCUUGAAAUCAAUUUCAAUACCUUGCAGACCAAGCUGCGGCUCAGCAACAGGCCAGCAUUCAUGCCUUCAGAGGGGAAAAUGGUCUCGGACAUAAACAAUGCAUGGGGAGGCCUAGAACAGGCUGAGAAGGGCUAUGAGGAAUGGCUGUUGAAUGAGAUUCGAAGGCUAGAGAGGCUGGAUCACCUGGCUGAGAAGUUCCGGCAGAAAGCUUCCAUUCACGAGUCCUGGACAGAUGGUAAGGAGGCAAUGCUGCAGCAGAAGGAUUAUGAAACUGCUACGCUGUCAGAGAUAAAGGCCCUACUGAAGAAACAUGAGGCCUUUGAGAGUGACCUAGCUGCUCACCAGGACCGUGUGGAGCAGAUUGCUGCUAUUGCACAAGAACUCAAUGAGCUGGAUUAUUAUGACUCACCAAGUGUCAACGCCAGGUGCCAGAAGAUAUGUGACCAAUGGGACAAUCUGGGUGCUUUAACCCAGAAACGUAGAGAGGCCUUGGAGAGGACAGAGAAGCUGCUGGAGACAAUUGACCAGCUAUACCUGGAAUAUGCAAAACGAGCCGCUCCUUUCAAUAACUGGAUGGAGGGGGCCAUGGAGGAUCUGCAGGACACCUUCAUUGUUCAUACCAUAGAGGAGAUCCAGGGAUUGACCACAGCCCAUGAACAGUUCAAGGCCACUUUGCCAGAUGCCGACAAGGAGCGACAGGCCAUCCUGGGAAUCCACAAUGAAGUCUCAAAGAUUGUCCAGACCUACCAUGUCAACAUGGCAGGAACCAAUCCCUACACGACCAUCACCCCACAGGAAAUCAAUGGCAAAUGGGACCAUGUGCGGCAGUUAGUUCCUCGAAGAGAUCAAGCCCUGCUGGAAGAGCACACACGCCAGCAACAAAAUGAACGACUCCGGAAACAGUUUGGCGCACAGGCUAAUGUCAUUGGGCCCUGGAUCCAAACCAAGAUGGAGGAGAUCGGCCGCAUUUCCAUAGAGAUGCAUGGGACCCUGGAGGACCAGCUCAACCACCUCCGGCAGUAUGAGAAGAGCAUUAUUAAUUACAAACCAAAGAUUGACCAGCUGGAGGGAGACCACCAGCAGAUUCAGGAGGCACUCAUCUUUGAUAACAAGCACACCAAUUACACCAUGGAGCAUAUCCGAGUGGGAUGGGAGCAGUUGCUUACAACAAUUGCUAGAACCAUCAAUGAAGUGGAAAAUCAGAUUCUGACCCGUGAUGCCAAAGGAAUCAGCCAGGAGCAGAUGAAUGAAUUCCGGGCCUCCUUUAACCAUUUUGACAGGGAUCACUCCGGCACACUUGGCCCUGAGGAAUUCAAAGCCUGCCUCAUCAGCUUGGGUUACGAUAUUGGAAACGAUGCACAGGGAGAAGCAGAGUUUGCCCGCAUCAUGAGCAUCGUAGAUCCCAACCGCUUGGGUGUAGUGACAUUCCAGGCCUUUAUCGACUUCAUGUCCCGGGAAACAGCAGAUACUGAUACUGCUGACCAGGUCAUGGCUUCCUUCAAGAUUCUGGCUGGAGACAAGAACUACAUCACUGUGGAUGAAUUACGACGGGAACUGCCUCCUGAUCAAGCUGAAUAUUGCAUUGCUAGGAUGGCACCAUACAGUGGGCCUGAUGCUGUACCUGGUGCCCUGGACUAUAUGUCCUUCUCCACAGCGCUCUAUGGCGAAAGUGACCUUUAACCUCUUCCUUUCUCCACACAACAUAUUUCCCACCCUCUCUCCCGUCCAAGCGCACUCUUCUUUCUGUAUGCAAAGCAGCCUCUGCUCCGCCUUCUUUUAUUUUGUGUCUCCGUUUUUGCUUCAGAUAACAGAUCAUGUUUAUAAGGGGGGACACUGAAAUGACCGUCUACCUUGCCCUUGAAAUGACAGUUUACAAAAUUAUUUUCUGCAAAAAAAAAGUUACAUUUAAAAAUAGACAUAUUUUAUUAUAGAAAAACAGGUAUUUUUCUCCAUCAAAUUAAAACAUAAAGAGAAAAUUUAAAAAUAUUGCACCAAAUGUUUUAUGUUGUGACAUAGGAAAUUGAGCACAGUGUUACAUUCCAUUCUCCUUUACAAAAAUUAAAUAGAAAGGGGGGAAGAAAAAAAAAAGGAAGCCACCUGUACUGUUAACUUUUCCAUUUGCAUAUGUCUUUUUAUCAUGUUUAUCUUGGGAUGGGGAAGGGGGGGUCAGACACGCAAGUGCAUGUGUUUGCUGGUUCACUCAUUUCAUGAAAAUAUUUUAUGAUAAACUUUUGAAAUUGCUGUGUUUUCUAGGGAAAAAAUAAUGUACACAGCUCAUGUUUUCAUAUUUAAUUAAAAAUUUUCAAUAUGCC